This is a messenger RNA of Suillus clintonianus, 980 nucleotides long. RefSeq lists its product as uncharacterized. Bases 279 to 980 code for a protein of 233 amino acids. The record is from RefSeq and is a predicted model, not a curated record. Lineage: Eukaryota; Fungi; Basidiomycota; Agaricomycetes; Boletales; Suillaceae. Gene Ontology annotation, molecular function: monooxygenase activity; iron ion binding; oxidoreductase activity, acting on paired donors, with incorporation or reduction of molecular oxygen. The transcript has 4 exons.
UCUACAUCAAAGUUAGGUGACUUGACGGAUAUAUAUACUGUGGUGAGUGUUGGUACUAGUACAUCAAAAUAUUGUUCAUCCAUUCUCCCCUGCGUCUUCUUGGUAUGGCCUGGCAAGAAUUCCGAGACGGGAGCAUGAGCAAAGCAGGCAACUCUACACGAAGCAGCUGAAUCGUGAAAGAGCAAUUAGCAUGCCCUGCCCUGCCAAUAUCCACACGUUAUUUGAAUCGUUCCAUAGCAGAGCAAUGUGGACAUCGGCCCUCUUCAUUCGCAAAACAUAUGCUAGAGAAUGACCAACUCUAUAGCGCGAAAGAGACCGAUAUGGCCUUUCCUUCGUUCGGGAAAUACAUGCUAGACAAAGACGGUCUUUGUGACUUGACGGAAACAGAUAUGGGUGUUCUUGCUGGUGCUGUCUUUGCAGCUGGAUCAGAUACGGAGCAAGCCGAAGUCCAGGCUGAGCUCGAUGCGGUCAUUGGAAGAUACCGAGGUAACUCGAUUCAAUCAUACAUAUCCACUAAAACACCGACCUUCGACGAUCAACAAUCCCUUCCCCGUCUGAAAGCCUUCCUUCUCGUUGUCGUGGUUGUGAAAACUGUCGUGUUCCAUCUGGGACCACAGUAUUCGGCAGCCCCUGGCCUAACGAUUACUGCUUCACAAUUAGGGCCAUCUCGAGAUCCAGAAGUCUAUCCCGAACCUUGCGCGUCCAAGCCUCAGCACUGGAUCAACGAGCAAGGUGGACUGAGAGACGAUUUUAUUUUUGUCUUGGGUUUGGUCGGCCUCUUCCAGCAUUUCUCUCGGUCUACACGUUGCGAACCGGUAAAGCCAUCCUACCACGCACACGAUAUUUUGAGCUCAUCUCGACUAGUACAGAUCGGUGGUCAUAAACUCAGUCCUUAUUCCUUGGGUUUCCAGCUCACUCUAGAUCCUACAAAGCCACUGGAUGACAUGGGGCUCAUGAAGGUGUCGAUGCCAGAUGGCUAG